ACACGAGAAAAAUGGAUAUUCUAAACCGAAUAUUCCUUUUUCAUCAUCCUUAUUAUAUCUCUUAACUUCCAUUUCCACUUUCCCUCAUUUUCUCACAAGCAAGUAAAAAGAAAAAGACACAACAAAACAAAGCAAAAGAAGAAAGCAUGAAGUUUGGUAAGAGUCUGAGCAAUCAGAUCGAGCAGACACUGCCUGAAUGGCGCGACAAGUUCUUGUCUUACAAGGAUCUCAAGAAGCGUCUCAAGCUCAUCGACUCCAAAACCGGAGAUCGUCCCGCCAAACGUCUCCGGCUCGACGAUAACUCCGUCGGGAUGUCGAAAGAAGAGAUCAGUUUCGUCCAGUUGCUGGAGGAGGAGCUGGAGAAGUUCAACAACUUCUUCGUUGAGAAGGAGGAAGAGUACAUCAUCAGACUCAAGGAAUUGAGAGAUAGGAUUGGCAAGUCCAAGGACUCAAAGGAGAAGAUGAUGAGCAUAAGGAAAGAGAUCGUUGAUCUCCAUGGAGAGAUGGUUCUUCUCGAGAACUACAGUGCUCUGAACUACACAGGAUUGGUUAAGAUACUGAAGAAGUACGACAAACGAACCGGUGACCUCAUGCGCUUGCCUUACAUCCAAAAAGUUCUUCAGCAACCCUUUUACACUACCGACUUGCUGUACAAGCUGAUCAAGGAAUCCGAGGCGAUGCUCGAUUGCUUCUUCGAGUCGGUCGCUGCUGAUGCAACAACAGAGUCUGAUGAGAGUAGUAGUGUCCACCAAGCAGAGCACAAGUUCAUGGAGAGCCUCCACAUGAAAAGUACAAUAGCUGCUUUGCGUGUGCUGAAAGAAAUCAGGAGCAAAAGCUCCACUGUGAGCGUCUUCUCCCUGCCGCCGCUCCAGUUAAACGGGUUAGACAAGAUUCCCUUGUUGGAGCAAGAAGCCAAAUAGAGAGGAAAGAAGGCACUGCUCUUUCCACUUCUAUUACAGUAGAAAGCUAACAUAUUAUAAAAACCAUACAUUAUAUCAAUGUCUUUGGUCCUUUUAAAAGUCCUUAGGAGUUGUAACUUUGUUACUGUGUUUGGUUUGUAGUAAUUUGAUAUAAUAUACCACUUUCAGAUU
Raphanus sativus (radish) is the source of this 1091-nucleotide messenger RNA. Its product is annotated as SPX domain-containing protein 1. NCBI's taxonomy places the organism in Eukaryota, Viridiplantae, Streptophyta, Magnoliopsida, Brassicales, Brassicaceae. Gene Ontology annotation, biological process: cellular response to phosphate starvation. The transcript has 2 exons. The record is from RefSeq and is a predicted model, not a curated record. Bases 147 to 920 code for a protein of 257 amino acids.